AUGAGCCGGCUUUUAGCUAAGUGGUUGCGGUCUGACGGCCAGGGCCCUCACUACUGUGCGCUAUGCAAGCAGAGCUUCCCCACCGCCGCUACUCUCGACCAACACCGGCGCGACAAGUGGCGAUGCUCUCAGGCCACUGAAUCUGCUGUGCUGGCAGCGAAUGCUGCACAUACUGCCCAUGCCGCUGACGCUGCUGCACACUCUGCCGUUGCUGCACGGUCUGCCAUUGCUGCGCGUUCAGCAAUACUCUCUGUCUCUGCUCCUACCGCUCGUGCCUUUGGCGCUCCAGACUGUUCCGAAACUGCUAGAACGACCCACGCUGCUGCCGGGUCAGUCACUGCAGCAACUACCAGCACUAUUGAAGCUGCUGCUCUGGCACAUCAAGCCUCUCGUGCUGGUACUGAAGCUGCUGUGCUUGGCUCAUCUGCUGCUGGUGGUGAGGGGCGGUGUAGUAAGAAGCUGAGAGGAGAGGGGACCUUGGGGCCUGCUCAGGUGCCUUCAGCUGCAGUAGUGCUUGGCUCGGCUGCUGCUGGUGCUGCUGCUGCUGGUGCUGGUGCUGCUGCUGGUGCUGCUGCUGCUGGUGCUGGUGUUGCUGGUGCUGGUGUUGCUGGUGCUGGUGGUGCUGGUGAGAGAAGGCGUAGUGAGACGCUGCGAGGAGAGGGGUCCUUUGCGCCUGGUCAGGUGAAUUCGACAGCAGCAGUUGCGGCUGCUGCAGCACUGGCGGCGGUGGCUGCACUGGCAGCAGGGAGAGGAGGAAGAGGAGGAGGAGGGGUGGGUGGAGGCGGAAGGGAGGAGGGAGGGGGAGGGGGAGGGAGAGGGAGAGGAGGAGGGGGAAGGGGAGGGGGAGGGGGAGGGGAAGCAUCAGCACUCUCAAUAGCAGCAUUUGCAGCUGCUACAGCUGCUGCGGCGGCGGCUGCUAGAAGGGUAGGCGAGCAGGCAGGGGGGGGCAUGGGAGAAGUGAGAGGGGAGGGGUUCGGAAAGGUGUGGAGAGGGUUAGAAGGGGCGAGGUUUGGGAGAGGGUGGGAAGGAUUGGGAGAGGAGAGGCAGGCGGUAGGUAGGAGUGACUCCAGAGGCAGUGAUUCCUUCUGGCACCAACUCUCAGCAAGAGAACACUCAGGAGCAGGAGCAAAUGUGAAUAUAAAGCGAGAAUGCGACUCUGCCCGCCUACCUGCCCCCAGCACUGGGAUUGCAGCUGGCAGGGAAGAAGACCAAACGAGCUCUGCAAGUGCUGCUUCUCCUCCAAGUCUCACCACUCAACCACCUGUAUCAUCGCUCAACGCUCUUAACACACUCACGUUAUCACUGCUGGAUGCCGAAUCGCUCAUCCCCAGGCUUCCUUCUGUCACACCCUCCACCAUCCUUGCCGCCCAUCUCCUCUCUUUGGCGUCACACCAGACAACUGCUGCCGCCCGGCGCCUCCAACAGCCAGCAGCAGGAUCCGAGACAUCACAAAUCACAGCUGCUGCUAUUCAGCAAUACAAACAGCUAUUAGCAGCUGCUGCUACUGAGCGCCAAAUCCCUUCCAUAUCUUCUCCUUCCACACAUUCCCCCCACACGGCCCUUCGCUUUGACCUCCUGCGAUCUCUACUAGAUCUAAACGCAUCUCGUCCGUCCCUUUCUUCCGAACCUUCACACACUGCAGGUUCGGAACGGCACGUUCCAACCCAGAUGCCUUCUGAACCUGAUCAUAACUUGGCACAAAGAAGCAUUCCGGACUUACAGCUGCGGGGGCAGGAGAUUUCCCAGGCUGUUCUGCUGGCGCUUCUGGCGCAGGUGAAGUCUCAGGAGAUUUCCCAGGGCCGUGAGGCCUCUCAUGAGAAGCACAACCAGCAGCAGCAGCAGCAGCAGCAGCAGCAGCAACAACAAGAACAACAAAUUCAGCAGCAUGUGAAGCAGCAUCACAUGGGUCCUUCUAUUGGUCAUGCUAUGGGAUGUCCUAUGGGACACCCUUUGGGUGAUCCCACACAGUUGCCCAAUGAGUCACAGCGAGCUGCCCUGAGGAGAAGUGCGAGUGUGGGGGGAGAGGACCAGAAUUAUGGCCGUGCUGGUAUGAUUGGUGAUUCAGAUGAUGCAUCUGCGGGAGAGCAGCAUAAGCUGGGCCCUUCUAUUGGUUAUCUUAUGGGUUAUCGUCUGGUUGAUCCCUCACAUAUGCACGAGGAGUCACAGGAAGCUGCCCUGAGGAGAGGUGCAAGUGUGGGGGGAGGGGACUGUAGGGAUGGCCGUGCCGGUGUGUCUGCUGCGGCUGCUACGAGUGAUGCUGGUAUGGAUGGUAUGGGUGGUGUGGGUGGCAUGGAUGGUCGGGAUGGUGGGGAUUGGGUGGAUGGUGGGGAUGGUGGGGAUGGUGUGGCUGGUACACAUGCUAUGGAGGCUCGUGUUGGCAUGGCUGGUCGUUCUGCUAUGGCUGCUGUGGUAGGUGCAGGUGGCUCUGGGCGAGUGAGCACGGGAGCUAAUGUGGGAAGCGGUAGUGUGGGGAGCGGUGGAGUGGGAAGCGGUGGUGUUGGGAGUGGUGGAGUGGGGAGCGGAGGUGUGGGGAGUGGAGGCGUGGGCAGCGGUGGUGUGCAAAGGGAUAGAGUGGCGAUCAACUUAAUGUGGGGCAGGAGUGCCACUAAUGGGAGUGACAGCAUUGAAUGGCGGGAUGCUGUUCUUGAGGGUAGAGCCCUUGAGGGUGGAGCUUCGGCGGGUGCAGCUUCGGGGAGUGCAGCUUCGGGAAUUGGAGCUUCGGGGAGUGGAUUCCUGGGAGGUGGAGCUGUAGAUGGGGGGCCUUUGCAGUCCGGCGCUGCUGCUGGCGCAGGCAGCAGCCCUCACGGAUGGCACACGGCCCCGUCCGGGCCGUCCCCCAGGAAACGCCCCAGGGAUGUUGCAGGCAUGUCGGACGACCGGCUAGGUGCGGUUCCCUUGGGGGGGAGUGCCACAGGGUUUGUUCCCACUGCUCGUGCUGCCACAGUGAAGCAGGAGGGGGCGGUGGCAGGGGCAGGGCUAUGGGAGAGUGGAUCAAGCCAGCAGCACCCGGCGCCUGCACCGCUGUCCCCCUUAAUUCCAUCUGCACACCCUGCUGGUGGUGGUGCAGCGGAAGGGAAACAGGAGCAGGAGGAGGCAGCAGCAGGGCUAAGAGAGAGUGGACUGAUCCAGCAGCACCAGGCACAAGCGCCACUGCCCUCCUUGCUUCGUCCACAGGCACAGGCACAGGCACAGGCACAGGCACAGGUUCAAUUGACAGGCCCUAGCAGUGCUGGCACUCGUGCGGGUGCAGAAAUGCAGCAGGAGCAGGGGGGUUCAGGGGAAAGCCCACGGGGCAUUGGAAAUUUCCAGCAGCAGCAGCAGCAGCAGCAGAAGCCGAUGUCGCCCCCAACCAUUGAGAGCGGGAGAGGUCAGUGGAACCCAGUGGCGCUCUUGUCCCCUGAGAGUGCUAAGAGUCACCACUGGCAGCAACAACUUUCUUUUUCCCCUAAGAGUGGGAAUUAUUACCAGCAGCACCAGCCGUCACGUUCUCCUGAAAGUGAGUGUGAAAAGGGCUUCCGGUACCAGCCGUCGUUCUCGCCUGACUUGAGCUCUUUCCAGCGCAUCUCCCUCGUCAGCCCGCCUCGCUCCUCCGCCAUUCCCCCUCCCCCCUCCAGUUCUCCCCCUUCCAACACUCCUCACCCGAACGUGCUACCCCCUUCCACCAUGCCUCCCACUUCCGCCAUGUCUCCCCCUUCCACCAUGCCUCCUGGCUCCCUUGUGCCUCCUCCCUCUGACGUCCCUCCUCUAAGCAAAAACGCGGGCACAGAAGCAGCGCCAGCAGGCGCAGCAAGUGCUGCAGGAGCAGCAGGAGAAGAAUGGAAGAACACAGGAGCCGCUGCAGGAGGUCCAGGGGCACUUGCAAGAGCAGCAGCAGAUUCAGCAGCAGUAGCUGUGGGACGAAACGCAGAAGCAGGGGUGGGUGACACAGCCAAGGAAGGGCGUUCUCCACUCCAAGACUACAGGUUGUCGGACUUUAGCGAGUCUCACUCUACAUCGGUGCUGCUUUGGGGCGUGGAUCUCAGCCGUGAUACCUAA
Molecule: messenger RNA, 4035 nt
Organism: Closterium sp. Naga37s-1
Lineage: Eukaryota; Viridiplantae; Streptophyta; Zygnematophyceae; Desmidiales; Closteriaceae
Source: the annotation of a GenBank genome assembly